ACCACCAGAGACUGAGAGGAGACCACCAGAGAGAGAGGAGACCACCAGACACAGAGAGCUGAGAGGAGAGACUACCAGAGACACCGAAAUAGACCACCUAAGGCACAGAGAGAGCUAAGGGGGGAGACCACCAGAGACUUACACAUUGCAGACCAACCCGCCAAGACCGACUCUCCUCCUCCGAGCAGCCAAUGGCAGUUCUGCCUCCUGGGAUCCGCUUUUUCAUUUCCUUCUCACGGGACGAGUGGUUCCGGGCUCUGGUGCUGCUCCUCACCUACCUCCUCUACUGCAGCUUCCACCUGUCCAGAAAGCCCAUCACCAUCGUCAAGGGGGAAUUACAUAAACACUGUUCAGAGCCCCAUGAGAUUGAGCCUCACAGCUACAAGGAAUUUGUCAUCUUGAAGCCGUCUUCAGAGAAUGCCGUUCAGAACGCUUCCCGCUGUGGCUGGGCACCAUUUGAUAAGCAGAACUACAAGCAGUUACUGGGAGCUCUGGAUUAUUCCUUCCUGUGUGCAUACGCGGUGGGCAUGUUCCUCAGUGGGAUGAUUGGGGAGCGCUUACCCCUCCGCUAUUUCCUGUCCUGUGGAAUGGUGGCCAGCGGCUUCUUCACCGCGCUCUUCGGACUCGGCUAUUUCUACAACAUCCACAACCUAACCUAUUAUAUUAUCAUCCAGGUGCUGAAUGGUUUGGUGCAGACUACCGGGUGGCCGAGUGUGGUCACCUGCAUCGGGAACUGGUUUGGGAAAGGGAGGAGAGGUUUCAUCAUGGGAGUUUGGAAUUCGCACACAUCUGUUGGAAAUAUUUUGGGGUCCCUGAUUGCUGGUUUCUGGGUGUCCUCAUGUUGGGGGAUGUCCUUUAUUGUUCCGGGUAUAAUCAUUGGAGUGAUGGGGAUCGUCUGUUUCCUGUUCCUCAUAGAACAUCCUCGAGACGUCAACUCCGAUCCUCCUCAGACUCCUCCCAGUUUGUCGUGUAACGGGUUCAAGAUCCAGAAUCAAAUAUUAAGAGCAGAAGAGUCUCUACCUGAGAAGAGUUGGGAAACCCAGAGCAUGCUGGGACCAUCCCCCGUCUACCCAACACAUCACGUCGUUGUCCUACAGAAGGAGCCCAGUAAUGGGAAAAGCGCUACAUCUGCCAUCAGCUUUAUUGGCGCCCUCAAAAUUCCGGGCGUGGUGGAGUUCUCCAUGUGCUUGUUGUUCGCCAAGCUGGUCAGUUACACCUUCCUCUUCUGGCUGCCCCUGUACAUGGCAAGUGUCGGUGGGAUGGACGCCCGUCAUGCUGGUGACAUGUCCACUCUCUUCGAUGUGGGUGGAAUUUUUGGUGGAAUUCUAGCGGGCGUGAUCUCCGAUAAAUCUCACAAACGCGCCACAACCUGCGGAGUCAUGCUGAUGUGCGCCGCCCCCACUCUCUAUUUCUUCUCGGCGGUCAGUAAGACGGGUCCCGUGUUCACCGUGUUGAUGCUGCUGGUGUGCGGAGCGCUGGUGAACGGGCCGUAUUCCCUCAUCACAACCGCCGUGUCAGCUGACCUGGGGACCCACAAGUCGCUCAAGGGAAACGCGCAUGCUCUGUCUACCGUGACGGCCAUUAUAGACGGAACCGGAUCUGUAGGUGCUGCUCUCGGCCCCCUGUUGGCGGGACUCCUGUCACCGUACGGUUGGCACAAUGUCUUCUUCAUGUUGAUGAUGAGCGAUGCCUUUGCCUUGUUGUUCUUGUUGCGUCUGAUCAGGAAGGAGCUGAAUUGCAGGAGGCCGACGGGAGGAGAACAGACCGAGUGGAAGGAACAUUAGGAGGAUCGUGGUUGUCAUGGAGAUCUGGGUUCCAUCUGUGGACAUUCCCGUCUUUUCCCGAUCAGAUGGACUUCUAUGGGGAAUCUUCCAUAAUAUGGAUAUUUGGGGGGACCUCAGACGUUGGUGGGUUCAGUGAACCUCGGAAUGAGCAGCUCCUUUCUUUGUCUUUGGACUCUGUGUACUACUGCCCCAAAAUCCAGCCAAUCACAGGGCAGCAAUACAUUAAUAUAAUUUAUAUCUAGAGGAAUCGAGGAUUGUACCGUCUCCACACGGCCUACGGGGUCUCCAUCCAAUGAGGGCCUUGUGUCAUUCCUGGGGGGGGUCUCUAGCCCACCAUAACCCUCAUAGGAGUGUCUAAUUCUUUGGCCAACACUUGCAAUGCUCACAGCUGGAUUCUGAUAGGCUGGGAGUGUCCUGGGAUGGAUGGCGUGUACCCGGUGUCACUAUUGUCCGGUAUUGUGUCACAGCCGGGCGCUGCUCCCGGAAAGUGUAACUGUAGGCGUGGGAAUAUUUGCCCCCCCCCCCCCCCC
This is a messenger RNA of Rana temporaria (common frog), 2314 nucleotides long. RefSeq names its product solute carrier family 37 member 1 (gene SLC37A1). Gene Ontology annotation, cellular component: endoplasmic reticulum membrane. The transcript is spliced from 20 exons. NCBI's taxonomy places the organism in Eukaryota, Metazoa, Chordata, Amphibia, Anura, Ranidae. Gene Ontology annotation, biological process: phosphate ion transmembrane transport; glucose-6-phosphate transport. The coding region runs from base 192 to 1784 and encodes 530 amino acids. Gene Ontology annotation, molecular function: glucose 6-phosphate:phosphate antiporter activity. The record is from RefSeq and is a predicted model, not a curated record.